This is a messenger RNA of Postia placenta MAD-698-R-SB12, 1377 nucleotides long. RefSeq lists its product as hypothetical. Gene Ontology annotation, molecular function: protein binding. Bases 1 to 1377 code for a protein of 458 amino acids. The transcript has 2 exons. NCBI's taxonomy places the organism in Eukaryota, Fungi, Basidiomycota, Agaricomycetes, Polyporales, Adustoporiaceae. The record is from RefSeq and is a predicted model, not a curated record.
AUGGAUCUCGUGUCCUCUGCUGCAAUCCUUGCUCUCCUUCUAGAGCGUUCCCCUGACUGCCCGAUCCCGGCUGCUGUAGUGCACGACUUCUAUAACGCCACCGAGAAGCUCAACAACCCAGAGCUUGCCGAGGCUGUCUACAGUGCAUCGCGAACUGCCCGGGAGCGUGGGGGCCAAUCCCUGCCACCGCCGAGAGGCAACACCCUCAUGUGGUUCGUGAGCCACCUGGUGAACCGCAGCAAAAACGUACACACUGCGCGCGAGCUGGCGACGCAGCUCGUCGAAGACAAGGUCGCGAUCCCGCUUGCCCACUGUGGGCGCAUCAUCGCGCUCUUUGCCGUGCAGGGCUUCGCGUCGCAAGCGCGUGCACUAUGGGAGCGCUAUGCGGACAGCGCAGAUGCGACGGAGCGGCGGUACGUCGUGGGGCACUCGGCGGCGAUGCUCCGCCUGGUGAGCCUCUUUACCAACCUGAGCAAAUGGGCGCACUCACGCGCACCAGCUCCGGGCUCCGCCGCAGCGAUCAGCGAGGGCGUGUCAGUCAGCAAGAACGUGCAGGAGAAGGACAAGACUGAGAACGACUUCUGGGCGUUUGCCGAGCGGGUGUACGACGCCUUCCGCGAGACGCGGCAGCCGCUGCGGCGCGCGCACCACUUUGACGUGAACGCGCUGGCGCGUGCGAGCUUUAUCCUCGGGCGCGUCACGCCCGGGCUUGCCGCGCUGCGCCUGCUGCUCGCGCGGCGGAGCGCGCCGGACCUGCACGACGUGAACGUCGCGCUGACGCUGCUCGCGGAGCACGCGCCGCAUGCCGCCGCGCGUCUCGUGGUGGGCAUGGCGCGACGGGGACUGCGUGCGGACGCGGCAUCGUUUGGGACCGUGAUCCACCACGCGGCGGUGCACGGGGACGGCGCGCUUGUGGGUGCGCUGAUCAGGCGCGCGCGGGCGGUGGGCGUGCCGCUGUCGUACAAGACGCUGGGCACGCUGCUGCGGCGCGUGUUUGAGGAGGGCGGGGAGGGCGAGACGCGCGAGGCGGCGUGCGGGCGGCUCAGGCGCGUGCUUGCGCUUGUGGACGCGCUCGUGGGCGUGCGACAGGUGCCCUCGCCGGAGAUGGGGCGGGACUGUGUGGUGGUGGCGCUGCGGGCGGACAACGCGCGGGCGGCGUUCGGGUUCUGGCGGCUGAUGGUGGACGGGAAGGCGGAGUGGGGGGACACGGCGCAGGUGCAGCUGCGGCGGGCGAUCGCGGGGAAGGUGCGGCGGGAGUGGGGGGCGGGGCUGCUGCAAGGGCCGGGUGCGCGGGCUAUGCUGCGGAUGCUGGGAGAGCGAGUGGCGGCGGGCGCGACCCCGACGGGCGAAGGGGGCGGGAGAAGAGAUGGGGGCUGA